Messenger RNA from Bipolaris victoriae FI3, 1713 nucleotides. RefSeq lists its product as hypothetical. The transcript has 3 exons. The record is from RefSeq and is a predicted model, not a curated record. Lineage: Eukaryota; Fungi; Ascomycota; Dothideomycetes; Pleosporales; Pleosporaceae. Bases 1 to 1713 code for a protein of 570 amino acids.
AUGGGUAUUGCUAUACUGAAGCCUGGACAGAAUCCCUCGGUUGAUCCGGCAAACGUGGUGCAAUCCCUCGUAUACAUUCUCUCGGGAGUGUUUGAUGCUACUAGGGACUUGUAUCGCACUUUGUCUUUGAAGGAGCAGAGGGAAUAUGAACAGAGCCUCAGGAGCUACUCGAGAAGAGCCGAAUAUGUCUCGGAUGAGAGGUUGGGCAGCGAAGAAGCCAUCAUGACGGACAAGGCGACAAUGGUCCGGCAGUUUGAGAUUGGAUAUCACGCAAUGGGCACCGAGUUCGCUAUGGGUGAUGUGACUGCGCAGACGGAGCUCCAGUGGCAAAUCAUUGCCUUGCAGAGCGUGCUUGUGAGCACUGCCAUAUACGGACCUGUGUCAUCUGACUCGGCGGCUCAUCAAUUAUCGAAUAUCAACGCGGCUUCAAGAGCGGCAGCAGCGAGGUCGAUUGAAAUCUUGGUCGCACUGCAGGACCGGCAGAUGGAUGAGCGCCCAGUUACACCGCGGUCGAUGCAUUCAGUUACUACGACUCGUUCGAGCCCACAUCAUGCGCCUUCGCAUGUGGCUUCCCAUGUAACGUCUCAUUCGACUAGCCAUGCACCGUCACAUGCGCCUUCUCACCAUAGCUCUUAUGCGCCGUCUGUUACUCCGUCUCAGUCGAUAUCUUGCGUACGACCGACGACGGUUGUAGUAGCGCCAUCUCAAGUACCGUCUAAAGUUCCGUCGAAAGUACCAUCAAAAGCACCGUCCAAAGCACCCUCCCAAGCGCCAUCUAAAGUACCGUCCCAGGCACCAUCUAAAGUACCGUCCCAGGCACCAUCUAAAGUACCGUCNCCAUCUAAAGUACCGUCCCAGGCACCAUCUAAAGUACCGUCCCAGGCACCAUCUAAAGUACCGUCUCAGGCACCGUCGAGAGCUCCAUCAAAAGCGCCGUCUAAAGCACCUUCGCACGCAGCAUCUCAAGCACCAUCGCGAGUCCUAGUACUUCCUCAGCCACCCAUUGGUGCCAAUUCGACUACUACCGUGACUGUCAAGCACGAUGAACCCGUACACGUACGAACCAAUAGCCCAAUUAACACAACAAUCCUCGACUGGCAAAGCAAAGUCGAGCCCGCGUCCUCCGUCACCGAAAGCACCUCCACCAUCGUCCCAUCCCACCCAGGCCACCUCUACUGCCAAUACGCCUACGACCUCCAGCGCGACCCCACGCAGCCCCUGCACCCCACGCUCCUCACCACUAGAGAUGCGCGCUGCCCGCACUGCGCAGGGUCCCUACAUCUCUCCCCGGGAAAAGCCUGGGAAAUCUCCAAAUGGGCCGGCGACACCGAACGCACCUUCCAAGUCUCAAACCGCUUCGUAGUAAAAUGCCAUCGCGACGGGCCCGACGCGCAGUACUGCUGCGUUAUCUGCUCCAAGCACUCGGAUUCCGACACUGUUUGUGGUGAUGUCAAGGCGCUGGUUAAACAUCUUUCUGAUGAGCAUGAGGUUAGGGAGUUGAAGCAUGAAGAGGAUAUUGUCGAGGUUAUUGAACAGGUCAUGGUGGUGGGGAAGAGGGAUAGUGGCGUGGGUUAUACUGGGGGUGCGGCGUCGAGGGGGAGUCGGAGUAGAAGGAGUGCGAGUGUAGUGUCUGGGAAGGGGAGGAGGAGGAAGAGUUUGGGGGUUUUGGAAAGGGAGGUUGAUGUUUUUGAUGUGAGGAGUGGAAGGAGGUGA